AUGUCCAAAUGGUCAUGGGGCUCGACUGGCAAUGAAGUGGUAGCCGAAUAUGCCGACAGGAUCAAGGGACGCGUGUGUAAGUUGAACUCUCAAACUUUGCCAUACCUGCAACAUUACUCCCUGACCCCAAGUCCAGUCUUAAUCACCGGUCCAAGCGAGGGGGGAAUCGGCGCCGAAACAGCUCUUUGUCUAGCCUCUCAAUCCCCGGCGACUCUCAUCCUGGCCGGCCGAGACCGGGCCAAAAUCCAGCCUGUCAUCGACAAGAUCGCACAGUUGAGCCCGGAAACCAAUUCGAUAUUCAUCGAGCUCGACCUAAGUAGCCAGGCUUCGAUACGAUUGGCCGUAGAGAAAAUCAACGCACACGUCGACCACAUCGACGUGUUCGUCAACAAUGCUGCGAUAAUGGCUUGCCCGUACUCCAGAACCGAUGAUGAUCUGGAGGUACAAUUUGGUAUAAACUUCAUCGGUCCAUUUCUGUUAACCGGUUUAUUGCUCCCCAAAAUUCGCGCCGCGGGACCGGGAGCUCGCAUUGUGAAUGUCAGCAGCUCAGCGCAUCGCUUCGAGGGUAUCAGAUUCGACGACCUCGACUUCGAGGGUGGAUCGUGCUAUGAUACCUGGAAAGCAUAUGGCCAAUCGAAGACUGCGUUGAUUUUGAUGGCUGUUCAGAUCGCCAACAAAAUCCCCCGCAAGGAAAUCUCGGCGUUCUCGGUGCACCCUGGAAGCAUUGCAUCAAACCUGCAACGUCAUGUAGAUUCCGAGUCGAUCACAGACGCCAGGGUCAAAUCGCAGAAUAUUCGCGAUUACGAGGUCACCGACAGGAAAACUCUUCAGCAAGGCUGUUCUACUACUUUAGUGGCGGCUUUGGAUCCCAGCCUGACAGGCAAGUUUCCUUGCUUAUCUGAAUGCUCGUGCUGCUAA
Penicillium olsonii is the source of this 918-nucleotide messenger RNA. The record is from the annotation of a GenBank genome assembly. Lineage: Eukaryota; Fungi; Ascomycota; Eurotiomycetes; Eurotiales; Aspergillaceae.